This is a messenger RNA of Colletotrichum aenigma, 1386 nucleotides long. RefSeq names its product L-arabinose-responsive transcription regulator ARA1 (gene ARA1-3). Gene Ontology annotation, biological process: positive regulation of transcription by RNA polymerase II. NCBI's taxonomy places the organism in Eukaryota, Fungi, Ascomycota, Sordariomycetes, Glomerellales, Glomerellaceae. Gene Ontology annotation, molecular function: DNA-binding transcription factor activity; transcription cis-regulatory region binding. The record is from RefSeq and is a predicted model, not a curated record. Gene Ontology annotation, cellular component: nucleus. The coding region runs from base 1 to 1386 and encodes 461 amino acids. The transcript is spliced from 3 exons.
AUGGACUUAGACGAGUCAAUGGAGUUGUUCGACACUUUGGGAAACAGCAGCGAGUCAGAGGUUUGUUCAACCCUCACCAACAGCAUCUUCGACGAUUCAGUGUCAGCCCGAUCCGGCUCCGUCAACCCCAUGUCACUGUCUCUUGAGCUACCCUUCCCAGUAUUCUCCGACCUGACAACAGACUCGCAAAGCCUGAAGCUCUUGCAUCACUUUUUCAGCACCCUGUCACCGCUUAUCGUCUUUGUUGAACAACCGCACAACUCUUUUCAGGACCUCAUCCUACCCAUUGCCUACGACAACUCACCUGUCUUCUAUGCGAUCUGUGCUUUUGCCUGUGGACACUUGGAGCAUACUGGCGUCUAUGAGUCUAGACACUCGUCCGAGUACAGAGCUUUGGCGGCCAAAGGUGCUUUCGAGUUGGUGCAGUGGAAGUGCCAGCAUGAAGAGGUUCUCGCAACCGUUAUGCUGUUGGCAUAUUAUGAGGCACUCACGUCGUCUAAUGCCCCUGACAUGUUCGUCGGACACUUGAAAGCGGCAUUUCUGGUCAUCAGCUCUAUCCCCGAAUCCGAACGAAGUCCUGCAGUCUGCUUUCUGGAGAAGGCCUUUCACUACUUUGACGUGAUCUCUUCCUUAUCGCUUGGGAUCAGCCCGGUUUCAGCGGUUUCCGUAGCAGACUACACCUACCCGCUGGCAGUCAUGACAUCCCCAAGGCCUAACGAGAUCAACAAUGCUGACCCGUUUAUGGGGUUGGUGGGCGACCUGUGGCCAGUAUUGUACCGUCUCAGCAUCGCAAUGUCGCUGAAGGAGGAUCUUGAAGCAGCCAUCGCAGCCAAUCAAGGGACCAAAGCAGCCGUUCUCAGGGUCGAAUACGAGUCAAUAACAAAAUCGACAGACAAGGCCCUUCAAAGCUGGCAACCAUCCGUCGACCCGAGCAACAUCUUGAUGUCUCUGGAGGAAGAUGGGAACGCUCAGCAUCAGCAUCUCGAGGCCAUGGUUCAUAACGCUCAAGCCUAUCGCCAUAGCGCACUGGUAUAUUUACAUCGAACUGUGUACGGCUACCCUAUCAGCCAUCCCGAAGUUCAGAAGAACACUCAUUUGUCUCUGGAGAGCUGCAUGGCGGUCAUCGCCUCUGGGGGACCCGCAAACGCGCUCUUGUGGCCUUUAUACGUGGCUGCAUGCGAGGCCGUGACGAAUCAUGACCAGGGACUAGCGAAAUCAGUGUUUUUGGAGAUUGGAAGAAGGCAAGGUAUGGUCAACAUUGAACGGGCGCAGGGGACUGUUCUUCAACGAUGGGCCGGGGUAAGCGGAAACGGCUUAAUAGGGCGUGAGAUGGACACAUGGGCCAGAACUACAGGAGGCAUGGUGCAUAGCAUAAUAUUAGGCUAA